Penicillium manginii is the source of this 2982-nucleotide messenger RNA. Its product is annotated as MCM DNA helicase complex subunit MCM4. The record is from RefSeq and is a predicted model, not a curated record. Gene Ontology annotation, cellular component: MCM complex; nucleus. Gene Ontology annotation, molecular function: single-stranded DNA binding; ATP binding; single-stranded DNA helicase activity. NCBI's taxonomy places the organism in Eukaryota, Fungi, Ascomycota, Eurotiomycetes, Eurotiales, Aspergillaceae. The annotation marks the transcript as partial. The transcript has 4 exons. Gene Ontology annotation, biological process: DNA replication; double-strand break repair via break-induced replication; mitotic DNA replication initiation.
CCAAGUCCGCCCCAUCUUCACCCACCACCACCCAUCCAACCCCCCCAUCCCAUCCGAAGUCAUACACAUUCAUCAUGUCUUCACCGGCUAACCGGAGGGGUCGCUCCGCAAAGAAGGCGACCGCAUCGCCUGCCUCAUCCGCUCGCGAGCCUCCUAGCAGCCCCAGUCAACAACAAACUACCCCCCCGCGCCGCCCGACGCCUUGCUGCCGAACGAGCUGUCCCAUCAUCAUCCCCAAUGUUCUUCCAAUCAUCACCUACCAGGUCAAACAGAGAUGCCGAGACCCCCGAUGUUCGCAUGGCCGAGGCUAGUUCGACAGUCGAUGAUGGCGACAGGACACCACGAGCCAACAAUGGAGGAAUCAGAGAUUCCUCCCCUAUCAAUUAUAUCCCCAGCUCCUCCCCGACUCGGGGGUUCGCCCGCAAUGAUAUUCGUUCCGACAUUCGCUCAGAUGCCAACAGUAUAAGCAGUGGCUUGUUUGUCUCCCCAAGCCGCCAAGGUCGUGGUACAGGACCCCGUCGUAGCGACCUCCACUCGGGCGUGUUUGGAUCGACUCCCGCCCGCCGAGCCAGACUUUUUGUUGACGCCAAUGGCAUGCCCUCUGGCGAUAAUGUGGCCCGUUCGGAUGCCACUUUCUCGAACAUCAACCCUGGAACCUCCGAGGCCGAGGCGAUGGCUGGUAACUCCUCGCGUGUUAUUUGGGGUACCAACAUUUCGAUCCAAGACUCCAUGUCCGCUUUCAAGAACUUCCUCUACAACUUCGCUACCAAGUACCGUUUGUGGGCGGACGGAGCCUCGGAGGACGAGACUCGAUUCCUUGGAGAUGCCGCUGAGAAGCGCGAAUAUAUUACCAUGCUUAACGAUAUGCGCCGACUUGGUAUGACAACUUUCAACCUGGAUGCCCGCAACCUGAAGUCAUACCCCCUGACCCAGAAGUUGUGGCACCAAUUGCUUGCCUACCCCCAGGAAAUUAUUCCGUUGAUGGAUCAGACUGUGAAGGAUGUGAUGGUGGACUUGGCUCUGAAGGAAAUGGAUGUUCUGCGUUCUGAAAACCAGCGUGGCAUCCCAUCUCGUGAUCGUCGUGGCCAGUCUAUUCUUACAUCGGAUGCUCCCACUGCGGAAGUACCUGACCUCGUGGGUGAAGUCGAGGCUAUGGCAUACAAGGUGCUUCCAUUCGGACUCGACCAGACUGUGAACAUGAGAGAUCUCGACCCAGCUGAUAUGGAUAAAUUGGUUAGCAUCAAGGGUCUCGUCAUCCGUACCACCCCUAUCAUUCCGGAUAUGAAGGAAGCCUUUUUCCGCUGCCACGUCUGCAGCUAUGGUGUUCAGGUUGACAUUGACCGUGGCCGCAUCGCCGAGCCUACUAUCUGCCCCCGCGAUUCGUGCAAGGAGAAGAAUUCCAUGCAGCUCAUCCACAACCGUUGCUCAUUUUCUGACAAACAAGUCAUUAAGCUGCAGGAGACCCCUGACAACGUCCCCGACGGUCAGACACCUCACUCGGUAUCUCUUUGCGUCUACGAUGAACUGGUCGACAUCUGCAAGGCUGGUGACCGCGUCGAGGUGACUGGUAUCUUCCGUUGCAACCCUAUGCGAGUGAGCGCUCGCCAGCGUUCUCAGAAGGCUCUUUUCAAGACCUAUGUCGAUGUUCUGCAUGUGCAGAAGGUUGACAAGAAGAAGAUGGGUAUUGACGUGUCCACAGUUGAGCAGGAAAUGUCCGAGCAGGCAGCUGAAGCUGACCAGACCCGCAAAAUCUCCGCGGAAGAGGAGGACAAGAUCAAGCGCACUGCCUCGCGCCCUGAUAUCUACGAACUACUUUCUCGCUCGCUCGCACCGAGUAUCUAUGAGAUGGACGAUGUGAAGAAGGGUAUUCUGCUGCAAAUGUUCGGCGGUACCAACAAGACUUUCCAGAAGGGUGGUAACCCCAGGUACCGUGGAGACAUCAACAUUCUCCUCUGCGGUGACCCAUCUACCGCUAAGUCGCAACUGCUGCGCUACGUUCACAAGAUCGCCCCCCGUGGUGUGUAUACCAGUGGUAAGGGAUCUUCAGCAGUCGGUCUGACUGCCUACGUGACUCGCGAUCCCGAAACCAAGCAGAUGGUUCUCGAGUCUGGUGCUUUAGUUCUGUCCGAUGGCGGUACUUGCUGCAUUGACGAGUUCGACAAGAUGAACGAAGCCACCCGCUCCGUCCUCCACGAAGUUAUGGAACAACAGACUGUGUCCAUCGCCAAGGCCGAACAUCGACCUCCCCCCCCAACCCUGCUCUCCCGUUUUGACCUGGUCUACCUGGUUCUCGACCGCGUCGAUGAAACCGAGGAUCGCCGCAUGGCAAAGCACUUGGUUAACAUGUAUCUCGAAGAUACCCCCGACAACGCCAGCUCGCAGGAGAUCCUGCCAAUUGAGUUCCUGACAGCCUACAUCACCUACGCGAAGACCCAAGUCCACCCCGUUCUGACUCCCGCCGCGGGUGCCGCCCUCACCGAAGCCUACGUUGCCAUGCGCCAGCUGGGUGAUGACAUUCGGGCCACGGAGCGCCGCAUCACGGCCACGACACGUCAACUGGAGUCGAUGAUCCGUCUGUCCGAAGCCCACGCCCGUAUGCGCCUCUCCCCCGAGGUGACGGCGGGCGAUGUCGAGGAAGCCGUGCGACUGAUUCGCUCGGCCAUCAAACAAGCCGCGACGGAUGCGCGCACAGGCCUGAUCGAUAUGGGUCUCCUCACGGAGGGUACCAGUGCUAGCGAGCGACGCAUGCGCGAGGAUCUCAAGAAGGCAGUUCUCGCUCGGUUGGACGACCGCGGUGGCGUUGGUGGUGCAGCCGUUCGCUGGACUGACUUGUUCCGCGACAUGGGUGAACAGAGCGACGCGCCUAUCGACCACCACCAGUUUGGCGACGCGGUGCGAUCGCUGGAGCAAGAGGGUGCAGUGCACGUCUCUGGAGAAGGCCCUCGCCGGAGUAUUCGCCGGGCGGCCAUGGGGUUGUCCUAG